GCCGCGUCCCUUUGUUGGCUCAGCGGCGGCGGCGGCGCUGUGUGUUGUUGUCCCGCGGGCAGAGGCAGGCCGCGGCGCAGGAGCAGCCAGGAGCCCGCGCGGGGGGAGGGCGGAGGGUCGGCGCGGGCAGCCCCGGGCCGCCGCCUCGCCAUGGACUCGGACGAGGGCUACAACUACGAGUUCGACGAGGACGAGGAGUGCAGCGAGGACAGCGGCGCCGAGGAGGACGAGGACGACGACGAGGAGGACGACGAGCCCGACGACGAUAACCUGGACCUGGGCGAGGUGGAGCUGGUGGAGCCCGGGCUGGGCGUAGGAGGCGAGCGCGACGGGCUGCUGUGCGGGGAGACGGGCGGGCUGGGCCCCGGCGGCGGCAGCGGGCUGGGCGGCGGGCCGGGCCCCGGCGGGGGCGGCGGCGGCCACGAGCAGGAGGAGGACUAUCGCUACGAGGUGCUGACGGCCGAGCAGAUCCUGCAGCACAUGGUGGAGUGUAUCCGGGAGGUCAACGAGGUCAUCCAGAAUCCGGCAACUAUCACCAGAAUACUACUUAGCCAUUUCAACUGGGAUAAAGAGAAGCUGAUGGAAAGGUAUUUUGAUGGCAACCUGGAGAAGCUUUUUGCUGAGUGUCAUGUAAUUAACCCAAGUAAAAAGUCUCGAACACGUCAGAUGAACACAAGGUCAUCAGCCCAGGACAUGCCGUGUCAGAUCUGCUAUCUGAACUACCCCAACUCGUACUUUACUGGCCUAGAGUGUGGACAUAAGUUCUGUAUGCAGUGCUGGAGUGAAUAUUUAACUACCAAAAUAAUGGAGGAAGGCAUGGGACAGACUAUUUCAUGCCCUGCUCAUGGCUGUGAUAUCUUAGUUGACGACAAUACAGUUAUGCGUCUGAUCACAGAUUCAAAGGUUAAAUUAAAGUACCAGCAUUUAAUAACUAAUAGUUUUGUAGAGUGUAAUCGACUGUUAAAAUGGUGUCCUGCCCCAGACUGCCACCAUGUUGUUAAAGUUCAGUAUCCUGAUGCUAAACCUGUUCGCUGCAAAUGUGGACGUCAGUUUUGCUUUAACUGCGGUGAAAAUUGGCAUGAUCCUGUUAAGUGCAAGUGGUUGAAGAAGUGGAUUAAGAAGUGUGAUGAUGACAGUGAAACUUCCAAUUGGAUUGCAGCAAACACAAAGGAAUGCCCAAAAUGCCAUGUGACCAUUGAAAAAGAUGGAGGCUGCAACCACAUGGUCUGUCGGAACCAGAACUGUAAAGCAGAGUUCUGCUGGGUGUGUCUUGGCCCUUGGGAGCCACAUGGAUCUGCCUGGUACAACUGUAAUCGCUACAAUGAGGAUGAUGCAAAGGCAGCAAGAGAUGCACAGGAGGAAUUAACACAGCGAUCCAGAGCAGCCCUGCAGAGGUACCUGUUCUACUGCAACCGCUAUAUGAACCACAUGCAGAGCCUGCGCUUUGAGCACAAACUCUAUGCUCAGGUGAAGCAGAAAAUGGAGGAGAUGCAGCAGCACAACAUGUCGUGGAUCGAGGUGCAGUUCCUGAAGAAAGCAGUUGACGUCCUCUGCCAGUGUCGUGCCACACUCAUGUACACUUAUGUCUUUGCCUUCUACCUCAAAAAGAAUAAUCAGUCCAUUAUCUUCGAGAAUAACCAAGCAGACUUAGAGAAUGCUACGGAGGUGCUUUCUGGGUACCUGGAGAGAGAUAUAUCCCAAGAUUCGCUGCAAGACAUAAAGCAGAAAGUACAAGAUAAGUACAGAUACUGCGAGAGUCGACGAAGGGUUUUGUUGCAGCAUGUGCAUGAAGGCUAUGAGAAGGACCUGUGGGAGUACAUUGAGGACUGAGACUGGCCCUGCAUAAAAUGAACUCUGAAAACUUUUACCAUCUAGAGUGCUCAUGCAAUUAAAACAAAACACACACAAAAAGAGGCACUAUGCCUAUUACACCGCUGGGUCUGUAGUACCGGGAUUCUGUUUUGCUAACAGAAAAUUUAAGUAAAUUAUAUUGUAAUAAAAAAGGUAGAUAAACCAUUGUACAACAGUAUUCUAGGCGGCCAAUAAGAGUGUGACAGACGCACUAAAAAAACCCUCCAACUUUAACUUGUAACGUAGCUUCAUUCUCCAAGCCGACUCCUUUUUUUCUUUUUCUUUCUUUCCUGUGUGUAGUACAGAUGAAAUUUAAACCAGUUUCUUGACACCGCUUUUCAUGUCCAAACCAGCCAUUUUGAUGUACUUUGGUAAGGGGUUCUCCCUCUCCCUCCUCCUCUCACACACCCAAGUUCAUGAAUGAAUGUUGAUUGGCUCAUUGUAAAGAUGAUUCUCGGGGAGGGGAGGAGGGGGGUACGCAGCAAGGAAAAAACUUUGUAUAUGACUUUUAAAACAAAAAGAGGACAACACAGUAUUUUUCAAAAUUGUAUAUAGCGCAUAUGCAUGGACAAAGAGCAAGCGUGGCACGUGUUUGCAUAAUGUUUAAUUACAAAAAAAUAUUUAUUCUUUAAAAAUCUUCAAGAUUAUGUCUAUUUGCUGUGCAUUUUCUUUGCUUUUUUUUAGCCCUGGGAUUGGGGUGGGGGAAGCGUGUGUUGGUGUAGUGACUCUUUUGAAGGCUUUUACCUGAAAAGUUGAGUUUUUCCUCUUCCUGCAUCUUUGAUUCCCUGGCCUCCAUGGUUUGUGUGUCCAUUGCUGGCAACGGAACCACCCCUUCAAAUUUCCAGCUCCUAAUGCAAACUGAUUAACUUGGUGUGCAUUUCAUUAGAGAUGAAUGUAUGUUAUGAUUCAGGAUGCUGUCUUUUUCACCCAGAAUGUUACCAAAAUCAGACCUAGCCAUUCCCAUGCACCCAGGACAUGCGCUCUGAACCUGGCUGAUGUUCAAAUCCAUGGGAAGUGUGUGUUAGGAAUUUUUCUUUUGAUGGAGGAAAAGGGGGAUUCUCUCUUACGCCACUUCUUAAAGAGCAUUGAAAGAAUUCAACUGUGGAUCUUUUCUCCCUCCCCCUUUAGCUAUCAAAUGGAACAUUCCUUGCUGUUUUUAAGUUUCACUUACACUAUUACAAAUCGUGACGUUGAAAAGGAAGAUGGUGGAAUUGUCUGUUUGUUUUGGGCUCAGUUAUUGGGCAAACUGUCCUGGCAAGUAUUAAACACUCCAUCUAGUGCAGUAGCAAUUGAAAUCAUUGGGAUAUUUUUUCAAUUAAAAGGGGUAAGAACUAAUGAGUUUUAGCUACUGAGUCCAUUUUUAUUAUUUCUGUAACAAGAGCUAUGUUAAAGUACACAAUUGGUGGUGGUUUUAUUAAAUUUACUUCUGUAUAGGAAUCCCUUCUGUGGUAUUUUUCACCAGGCCAGUGUUCUAAAAGCUUGCUGAUAACCUACCAAGUGAAGGGGGAAGGAAUAAAGAGGGGUAGCUGAGGCAGUCUACAGAGAGGUCCCUAAUAUAAAACACCAGUUUCUGCUGAGGUGUUGUUAGCCAUUUCCUUCAGCUUUCUUGCCCUUGGAGAGGAUGCUGCUAAAUGCUGACACCUACAGCAGGUUAACUUUGCACUUCCACUCCUGCUGUGCAUCGGCUUCCCCUGAAAGGGCUUGUUUUCCUCAAGCCCUCUUGCAGAAUUGCACUGAAGCAGAAUGACCACAUGCACCCUCACAACUUGUGUCCUGUACCCUUUUCUUUAGAAGGCUGCUCUGAGGGAAAUUAAUCCGAGGGUGUAUGUCUGUACAGUGAAGAGCUCUGUUCUGACAGGCUGGGCACACAACAACGAGGACAUCACUAAAGGACAUCAUCUGGCCUCACUUCUCAUUAAAACUGCUCUAUCCUUGCAGCUCUCUGCCACCCAAACUUUAUUGAUUGGCUCUUGAAAACAUCAGACCCAAAAUCUAUAUUUCAGGUUUAAAAUGUAAAUCAAAAUGUUUCCUAAAAUAGCAUCUCCACCUGGAGCUAACUGAGGGGCACAAAUAGCUGUGCUGAGUGGGUGGAUGGGGGGGGGGUCCCCUGAAAAGAAAUGUUCCUCAGUUAGCUGUUGAAAUUUCCAGGGGUCAGGUUUUAUCCUAUUUGCUUACUGUCCCAUCACCUGAAACCCAAUGUACACAUAAGAACUUCAGCUCCUAAAGAUGAAGGGAUUUAUUGUGUUCUUAAAUCUUGAUCUCUGUAGACCUCAUUUAAGACAACUGAUUAAAACCACCAUCUCCCAUGUAGUGUUUAUGUUCUGCAUAGGCUGUCUGUCACUGUUCACUUGCUGACCCUUUAUCCCAGCUUUCAAUACUCUAAUUCUCCAUAUUUAUUGAAAAUUAUCUUUUUCAGUAAUGCCAGCUGGGCAGAGUCCCUUGCCCAGUCUGAGACUGAUCAUUCACAUCAGCUGGCAGGCCCUUCCCUUCUUUUAAGGGCAAAUAUUUGCAAUUAGGAUACAUGGACUGGAUGCUUGACAGCAGCAAUACGCAAAAUUGUGAAUGGGCCUCAAUAAAUUACACUGGGCUAACUUCAUGACAGGGUCCUACGAACAGAAAGCAGAACAGCAACACGAGUAGCUUGCCUUCAGAACCCUAAAUCCCCUGUAACUCACUGCCGCUCUAGUGGUUUCUAUACUAUCUGGAUCAAUGACUGUUUUAGUACAACUGUUGCAUUAGAAGUUAGUUAAGAGUGCUGUAGAGCCACCCCCACAAAACACACAUACACUAUCUUAACUGAGCUCUCAGCUGACCGGGCCCUAUUAAGCACUUGCGUAGGGUGAGACAAUCAGAUUGGUGGGUGGAUUGAUCCAGGACUCCUAACCUCCAAUUUUCCAUAGAGAGAGCACCUCAUGCUGUGGAAAUAACCGUUAGGCAAUUUCAUUGUAACUGCUGGACUGUUCCAUGUUAAGGUUACAGAGGGAGAGAAAGCAUUCCUAAUGCUAAUAAACUUUUAUUUUGUUA
This is a messenger RNA of Caretta caretta (loggerhead turtle), 4875 nucleotides long. The record is from RefSeq and is a predicted model, not a curated record. Lineage: Eukaryota; Metazoa; Chordata; Testudines; Cheloniidae.